AUGUCUAACAACAUGGCCAAAAUCGCAGAGGCCCGCAAGACGGUUGAGCAGCUGAAACUGGAGGUGAACAUCGACCGCAUGAAGGUCUCUAAGGCAGCGGCGGAUCUACUGGCUUACUGUGAAGCUCACGCCAAAGAAGAUCCACUGGUUACCCCAGUACCCUCUUCCGAGAAUCCUUUCCGUGAGAAACGCCUCUUCUGCAUCGUGCUGUGAGCCUGGGGAGUUUGCAAACUGAACAUCUGGAGAAGAUGUUUUGGGGAUGUAAUGUCCUUAUGCAGGAAGAAUCAUCUGUACCUUCCCAUGUUAUAAACACCAGAUUCAGGACAGGGGGGCAAAUUAGCUCAAGAAAAUUGUAUGGGGGAAGCGUUAAAAGCCCACGCCCCUCCAGCAGAUCCUUUGCA
Molecule: messenger RNA, 401 nt
Organism: Heteronotia binoei (common prickly gecko)
Lineage: Eukaryota; Metazoa; Chordata; Lepidosauria; Squamata; Gekkonidae
Gene: GNG8
Product: G protein subunit gamma 8
Exons: 3
Coding region: 1-213 (70 amino acids)
Biological process (GO): G protein-coupled receptor signaling pathway
Cellular component (GO): heterotrimeric G-protein complex
Molecular function (GO): G-protein beta-subunit binding
Source: RefSeq, a predicted model, not a curated record